AUGUCCUCCAGCUCGCUACCUCCGUCACUAGACGCAUCCUCAGCCUCCCCAACCUCAUCGAAGAACAGCGGCCGCGGCCGGAAACCCGACAACAAUUCCGCACCAAAGCGCUCACGCGACGUCCAGCGAGCUUUCCGCGCCCGCCGUGCCGCUUAUCUCCAGGGACUGGAGCAAAGGCUUCACGAACUCGAACAAGAGAACGAUCACCUACGACGGGCGCUUAACAUCUGUCCGGCUGCGAGAGUGCCAUUGGGGACGGGUCCGACUGGGUUGGACAGGCACAGGGCUUGGGACUCUAAUGGUUUCCCGAUCCGCAGUGGGUCGUCCAUCCCUGAAAGUGCUGAUCAGCAGCACCCGCCCCAUCAGCAACAGCAGUACCCCCUCAUGACGAACAUAUCGGCCUUCAUGCAUGCCAUGCCUGUCAACUGCCCUCUUUACUGGCAGCUCUCGAUGGGGACCACAUUGGUGAACAGAACCAACCAAUCAACCUGCCUUCUGAAGCUCCAUACCUGGCUCCUUUACACACCACAAACGCAGAGAGCACUAGUGACGCAAGCCAAGUGUGCAGCUGGGCAUGCAACAUCCUUGAGUGCAACUGCGGUUUCUCAGCUAACAUGA
Molecule: messenger RNA, 618 nt
Organism: Cyclocybe aegerita
Lineage: Eukaryota; Fungi; Basidiomycota; Agaricomycetes; Agaricales; Hemipholiotaceae
Source: the annotation of a GenBank genome assembly